AUGGACUCUGCACCCACCACUCCUCUCAGCAAGAGAAUGACGUUCGCUCCCUCUGCGCCUGUUGGUGUGGUUUGGGAUACGUUGAAGGCCUAUCAUCAGGGCAGCCAUCAGGGGGCUGACAGCAUGGACCUGGAGGCCCCCAUUACCCUGGAGGUGGCAGUAGCUAGCUUCCCUAAUGGUAAGGCUCCUGGCCCGGAUGGGCUCCCUAUUGAGGUCCCCAUUGACAACCCGGGUAACAGGGCUUUACUCGCCUUGGAUAUCGCAAAGGUGUUUGACAGUGUGGAGUGGUGCUAUUUGUGGGCGGUGUUAUCCGCCUUUGGCUUUGGUCCUAAUUAUUGCAGCAGCUCUGCACUCAGAAAUUUCAGCUCCUCCUCAGCUUGUUUACCAUCUCUGAGCAAGCACAGCAUCAACUCUGUCUCCACAAAGAAAGUAUCCAUCGGCCACAAGGUCUAUCCAAGUUUUGGUAGCAAAAGUGUGUACAGUGUCAUCUCUGGAGGACAUAAGAUGUCGGUUGGAGGAGGUCACUCAAGAUUUGGACAUGGCUAUGGACAUAGUUUUGGUGGAUCUUGCAAUGCAGGCAUUGUCCCUGUUACUGUCAACCAAAGUCUACUGGCACCUAUGAACCUGGAGAUUGACCCAAAUAUCCAGAGAGUGAGAUCUGAUGAAAAGAACCAAAUCAAGGGACUCAACAACAAGUUUGCCACUUUCAUUGACAAGAUGUUUGAGGCUUUUAUUAGCAACCUCAGGAGACAGCUAGAGAGUCUCGCAUGUGAAAGAAUUCGUCUGGAGACAGAAAGAAGGAACAUGGAGGAAGCAGUGGAAGAAUUCGUGACAUAAUUUCCCAAACACAUAUAGCUACAUGAUGUUAAUCCUUCCUUAUCUUUCUCUUUCUCUAAGGAUGUGGAUGAAGCAUUUUUGAAUAAGACAGAACUUCAAACUAAAGUGGAUUCUCUAACUGAUGAGAUCAACUUCCUGCGGGCACUAUUUGAUGCAGAAAUUGCUCAGCUGCAAGCCCAGAUUUCAGACACUUCAGUUAUUGUGUCCAUGGACAACAGCCGAGACCUGGACCUGGAUGGUAUCAUUUCUGAAGUCAAGGCUCAGUAUGAAGAGAUUGCUAAGAAGAGCAGAUCUGAGGCUGAGUUGUUGUACCAAAGCAGAUAUGAAGAGCUGCGUAUGAGUGCUGGAAGACAUGGAGACGACUUGCGUAAUACCAAGAAUGAAAUUGCCGAACUCAACCGUGCCAUUCAAAGACUUAAAGGAGAAAUUGAGAGUGUGAAAGAUCAGCGUGCAAAACUGGAAGCUGCCAUAUCAGAAGCUGAAGAACAUGGAGAGGUGGCAGUCAGAGAUGCAAAAAAUAAAUUGGCUGAGCUAGAGGAAGCUUUACAGAAGGCCAAGCAGGACAUGGCUCGCCAACUGAGAGAAUACCAGGAACUAAUGAAUGUCAAACUGGCUCUGGAUAUUGAGAUUGCCACCUACAGGAAACUGUUGGAAGGAGAAGAAUGCAGACUAUCUGGAGAGGGAAGUGGUGCUUUUAGCAUCUCUGUACUGCACUCCAGCAGUGGAGGAUCCCGUGGAGGAAGUGGACAUCAUCACAAGAGCGGAAUUAGCUCAAGCAGCCUGUCUAAAGGGAAAUAUAGUUCAGGACAUGGCCAUAGCUAA
Molecule: messenger RNA, 1659 nt
Organism: Nanorana parkeri
Lineage: Eukaryota; Metazoa; Chordata; Amphibia; Anura; Dicroglossidae
Product: keratin, type II cytoskeletal cochleal-like
Exons: 11
Biological process (GO): intermediate filament organization; keratinization
Cellular component (GO): keratin filament
Molecular function (GO): structural constituent of skin epidermis
Source: RefSeq, a predicted model, not a curated record